This is a messenger RNA of Helobdella robusta, 984 nucleotides long. RefSeq lists its product as hypothetical. The transcript has 2 exons. The record is from RefSeq and is a predicted model, not a curated record. The coding region runs from base 1 to 984 and encodes 327 amino acids. NCBI's taxonomy places the organism in Eukaryota, Metazoa, Annelida, Clitellata, Rhynchobdellida, Glossiphoniidae.
AUGGCUCAAUGGUUAAAGGCGCCUGGUCUUGCUAUUGCAUUGACUGAGUUCGAAUACAAAGAGAUCCCCGCCUAUCAUAUGCAAUUUACGAGAGUCAAGGGUUACAACAUUAGUGUCAGAAGUAAGUUUUUUGAUAAAUUGAAAAUUUUCAGCAAUAAAGAAUGCUCAUCAGUUGAAAAACUCGAUACAACUAAUCUGAAGAAAGAACUACAAAAGCGAAACCUCAACUCGAAAGGAGCGAAGGCAGUUUUAAUAAACCACCUAAGGGACGCUCUAACAAACGAAGGUAACAAUCCAGAUGAGUUUGACUUCCCGGAUCCUUCUACAGAAGAAAUAAAAAAUUUUUUCGAUAAACCCAAAAUGAUUAGAAUAAUAGGAUCAGCUUAUGAAAGAACAUCAACUAAUGGAGUGUCAACUGAAAAGUACUCUAAAACAAAAUUAGAUAGCAAAUCGGACGAACGAAAAAUGCACGUGACCGAACCAGUAACAGCUGUAGAAAAUCAUGACAUAAUCCAACUAGCUUAUUCAACUACCAACAACUACAUUAGCAAUCGCAAGUCAAUCCUUCCUACGGGUGAUUUCGACUGCGAUGCGCGUGCUAACUACGACACACGUGAUAUCUGCUACGCACGUGACAACUGUGAUGCACGUGACAACUGUGAUGCAUGUGUUGACGUGCAGAAAGGUAGUUAUCGUGAUGAUGAAGUUGAUGAAGAUGAUGACGAAGACGACAAUUAUUUAAAUGUCAGUGAAGGUGAUGUUAAUGCGAAUAUUCAUUCAGGACAAGAAUUGAUGACAGACGACGAUUCAAGUUUUGGGAUAAUCCUCCCAGCAUGUAUGUGGAAUGGAAGCUUGGUCCUCGUCUACCUGGAUGAUGAUUUCAACGACGGCUUCACUACUGAUGAGGAUGAGAUGUGCAUUGCUGCUUCACUGGUAGACAAGAAAGAUGUCACCGACGAAUCUUACAACAUGCAUAAAAGAUAA